Salvelinus fontinalis (brook trout) is the source of this 4229-nucleotide messenger RNA. RefSeq names its product adhesion G-protein coupled receptor G5-like. Gene Ontology annotation, biological process: cell surface receptor signaling pathway; adenylate cyclase-activating G protein-coupled receptor signaling pathway. Gene Ontology annotation, molecular function: G protein-coupled receptor activity. Gene Ontology annotation, cellular component: membrane. The transcript has 13 exons. The coding region runs from base 1202 to 2809 and encodes 535 amino acids. The record is from RefSeq and is a predicted model, not a curated record. Lineage: Eukaryota; Metazoa; Chordata; Actinopteri; Salmoniformes; Salmonidae.
AUGUAGCCCCCCACCCCUUUGGAUGCUAUCGAGCUCGUAUAGGCUACGAAUGAGUAUUUUGAUGUCGUUUACGUUUUCAGAGGUUUCACAAAACAUCCUAUUAAUAUUGUUAUUGGCUGAAUUCAUUCUGGUUCAUAGUUGGAAAUAACAAAUAGCCUAGCCCUGAAAAUGAUUAUAUUGUAGGUCUACUGCCUGGCAGCUCAAAAACUUCAAUUCAACUCCCUAGGCUAAUUGCCAUUGACAGAAGGAUCUUGGUGAACGAGAUAACACCUUAGUAGGCCUACUUAAUGAUUUUUGGUGUUGUCCCUCUCUCAUUAAAUAUCUUAUUUAUUGAUAGUCUAUCCCUCAAUAGAAUGCCUCGGGAAAGGACUAGCAGCAGCCAGGCAGAGCACUCGUGGUUGUCAACAACAAGCCAGUAGCAGAGGAAAUGUGUGCCAACAGCUGGAAAGAGACAGUUUGUUUGGCGUUUCCCGUGCCUCGUAGACCACAUGACAGUGAUGGCACAACGUCAACCCACAGGUAAGUGUACAGUAAGGGUAUAGGUUGAAACAACAGAGGCAAACUGUGUAACACAGUAUCUGUCAUGUACUGCAUGUACUUCCCCUGUAAAUUCUAUUUGCACACACAUUACUUCCUUAGAAUGCAUAUAACCGCUCUGACAUCCUCUGCGCCUCUUUGAGUUCCGUCGUUAGGACCCAAGUUCUGUUCUAAUAAUAUUGAAAACAUUUUACCCUGAACCUUGACUUCCCAGGUUGAUAGGUGAGUUCUACUUUGACUUUGAGACAUAUUGUUAUUACUACAUCCAAAUAUGUAUUUCUACAAUAAUCAUAAUUGUAUACAUUUAAAAAAAAUAAAUUUCAGCAUAUCCAACCAGUAUUCAGUGGUGACAGGCUCAUGUGGGUGGGUUCUUUGCAAAAUGAUAGCAGCAUUUCCUCUUUACUAGGUCACAUCAAAAAAUGCGUAGGCAAUGAGAUUGAAUUUGUUUUUAUUAAAAUUUGUGUUUCUGAUGUUAAAGGUAAACAAACAUUUUGUGACUGAGCAUUUACACUGGAUCAUAGGUCCUUAAAACAUUGGCUACUCUGUUGGUGCACUACAGAGACAGUGUGAAGUGGAGAUAGAAUAUCUGGGGAUUGCAGCACCUGGAUGAUUGACUCAACGAUUAUGUGAUAUCAGAUAAACAGUCAGAAUAAUGGAGUAAGGGAUGUCUUUCCACCUCGUGUUUGACUUUUACCCAAUUAGGAUGAAGUCCAGGUUGUUUUACAUCAUGGUUCUGCUCACAGGAGGUCUCUCUAUGAACGAAGGAACCAAAUAUUCGUGCUCCAACUACACUCAAGUCGAUGUGGAUGGUGCAAGAUGCUGGAUGGAAGUUGUCAAUGAGCAGUUUAAGACGGAGAACCUCAGCACUAUUGUUAAAUCUGUGGAGAAACUAGAAAUGUUUCUUGAAAAUACAGCUUUGAAUAAGACGACUUCAAUCAUUGUUGAGAGGCUUGUGGCCCACAUAUUCAGGGCCGAGGACAACUUUACUGGGCUUAAUAUAUCUGCCAGCCAGGAACGGGUAACAUCAGACAGUGACCAUGUGGCCAACACUACGGUCAAGGUCCACCUGCCCAAAGAGCUCUUGAAAACCAACGAGAACAAUACCAUUGUCUUCUGCAUGAUUACCUCACCAGAAAAAUAUGGGCAAUUGGGGAUUCUUGAUGGCCGAAUAGUAGGUCUGGCUGUAAGCAAGAAGAGAGUGUCAGGUCUGAGGGACAAGGUCAACUUCUCCGUGCCUCUACAGCGCCCCACAUUGGAAAGUCAGGCUGACAAACAACCAUCUUGUCAAUUCUUCAAUUUUUCAACCAAUAAGUUCUACCGGGAUGGCUGCACCACAGAGUGGAAGAGAGACGAGGGCCGUGUGGUGUGCUCAUGUGACCACCUCACAUACUUUGCUGUGCUGAUGGUGUCUCCCUCCAUCUCUGAAAGCGAUCAGAAGAUCCUAAGCUACAUCACUCUGAUUGGCUGCAGUCUGUCGCUGUUCUUCCUGGUGGUCACAAUCGUUCUGUACGCCACUCAAAGAGGUAAAGGCACAGACAUCUCCCUGAAGGUGCAUAUCAACCUGUCUGUGGCCCUGAUCCUCCUCAACCUGCACUUCCUGCCCAGCCAGCAGGUAGCAGCAUUAUCCUCCUCAGGGCCAUGUAUCUAUGUUGCUGUCCUUCUGCAUUACUCUCUACUGGCCACCUUCACAUGGACAGCAAUCGAAGGCUUCCACCUUUACCUGUUGCUGGUCCGUGUCUUCAACAUCUAUGUCAGGAGAUACCUGCUCAAACUGAGCCUGGUAGGAUGGGGAUUCCCUGCUGUCAUUGUCAUCGUGAUUGCUAUCAUUGACAAAGACACAUACAGCCGUGUGACUCUUCAUCCCUCUAAGACCAAUGGCACAGCUGUGGAGAUGUGUUACCUCUCUAAUGAUGUGAUGAAGCUGGUGACCACGGUGGGUCUGUUUGGCCUGGUGUUUGUGUUUAACCUCGGUAUGCUGGCUGUGACUAUGAGGCGCCUCAUGUCUCUGCGCACUGAGCAGACGUCAAGGGAGAAGGGUAGGGCCCGGAGGGACACCUGCACUGUGCUGGGCAUCACCUGUCUGCUGGGCAUCACCUGGGGCAUCAUCUUCUUCUCCUUCGGCCAGCUUACCACGCCUGGCCUCUACCUUUUCUGUGUUCUCAACUCUCUACAAGGUUUUUUCAUCUUCCUCUGGUUUUGUGUGUUCAAAUGGAAGACUGAGGACAGCCAACCUGGCAGUGACACUCAAAUUACCAAUACCAGAUCUGCCUGAGGACAAAAGUCUGUUGUCAACCAAUCCAGCACUGUUGUUAUCGAUGUUCAUUUCAAACUUUAUUGAGAUUUUGUCUUUUGAGAAUACACCAGGUUCCUUCGAAAAUGUCUACAAACCACCCACUUGUUUUUUGCCAAUACAAUAGCAUGUCAUAUUGUUCUUUUUUCUUUUUGCGAUUGUUUAGUUAUGGAAUGAAGGAAGGUGUUUUCAGAACUCUUUUCAUAUGUGGUUUGUUCAAUUAUAAAUCAUGUCAGCCAACAGGAUCUGAUGUAAUGUGGUGAGAUCCUAUCCCUCACUAGUUGAUUAACCUGCAACAGAAGAUAAAUAAGUUGAACCUAAGCAGAACUGUAGCCUAUUCAUUGAUGCUUCGCUCGAGCAAGCUGAAGUUCAGACUAGAUUUGCAUAAAACAAAUGCAAUGCCAUCAGGUUCCUCUAAAGGUUACAUAUUAAAAUGUUGCAGUUAUAAAAUUUGACUAUGCACAGUCAUGAAAAAAAAACAGCUCCAAACAUUAGAAUAGACGUUUGUUAACGGCACAGUUGGAAAUACAAAUUGGAUGGGAGUUUACUGUGUUCAAUAAUUAUGUCUACAAAGCACACAGCGGUUUCACAGAUCAUUUGCUCACCCCACAAGGACAUCAAAUGUGAGUGAAAUCAACUCCUAGCAUGUAAGUAAGUGUAUGUGUUUGUGUGUCAGGAAUAUGAUUCCAUCCUAUUUUGUCAUUGUAAAGUUCAGCUAUUGUGUUGAUAAUGUUGUGUCAUUAUCUUACCUGAGUGAUGGCAGAAUGAUAUGUCUGGGAAUAAGCAGACAUCACUGUGUUGAUAACCAGAACGCAUGGCUAGGUUUUGUUAGUGCUGAAACAUUGUUGAAAACAAACAGAAUGUGUUAGGUAUACGUCGUGGCAUUAAGUAGUGUUCGCCUAGGUGUCAAGCUGAAAUGAAAUUCUCAGGCUGUAUAGUGCACUUUACUGAGUGUAAUGUUGAAUGAGUGGUAAGGGCUAUGACAGAAUGUUGGAAAUAAGGAUUGCUUUGUAAUGUAUGUUUUUGUCAUUCAUAUAUUGUACUGUUCUACCCUUAAAACAGCCACAAUGUUUCCUCUGCAUCUACUCCUACUGAUAUCUGGAACACUGGCUAUGAAUUGCUCAAAUUCAGGUACUAGCACACCUCGACUAACCGGUGCCUCCCGCACACUGACUCUGUACCGGUACCCCCUGUAUAUAGCCUCGCUAUUGUUAUUUUACUGCUGCCCUUUACUUAUUUGUUACUUUUAUUUCUUAUUCUUAUAUUUUUGUAGGUCUUUUUUAAAAUUAUUAUUAAAAACUGCAUUGUUUGUUAGGGCUUGUAAGUAAGCAUUUCACUGUCUUACAGGUCUUACACCUGUUGUAUUCGGCGCAUGUGACAAAUACAAUUUGAUUUGAUUUGA